CGCGCGCGCGAACCCGCAUGGGCCUUGUCACUAAGGGGAGGGGGCCUGGGGCGCGCGCAGCUCCCACGCCCCAGCUCUGGCCCCUCUGCGGUGUCUGUGCGAGGACCGCACCGUGGUGACCCCGAGGUCCUGAGAACAGGUGCGGCAUCGCCACAGCGCGGGUGUGCCGGCUGCCCAGGGCGCGCGCGGGGUUCGCCGCGAGAACCACGUGGGACUUCUGGCCAACUGCUCACAAAUAAGGACCAUCUGGGCCACGGACCGGGCUUUGCAAUCAGUGGGCACACCUGCCCCUGAGCUGGCCCCUGCCCCCCGCCCCGUCCUGCUCCCUCGCUUCCCGAAUCUAGUCACAAGGCGGUGACCGCCGUGGACCUGGGCGCUGUGUCUUCAAGCCAACACGGUCCCGUUUCUGACCGUCCUGGUUGCCAUACCAGGAGCCCUGGGAGAGGAUGAAUUCCUGUGGAGUUCCGGAUGACGGACAACCAGACAUGGUGGUCCAGGAGGGUCCAUAUCGCACCUGGAUACUGGGAGACAGGGAAGCGUUGGAGGGCCAGACCUAGGCUGAAUCAGCACUCCCCAGGUGCUCUAUCGCCUGGCAAGGGCAGCAGCCCUGUCCCUACAGGUACGUGUCCCCACGCACGUGGAUUUGGGCUCCUGACACAUACAUAGGUCCCGGUCUCAGACCCCUGCCCUGAUGCUUUCGGGCUCUGUGAUCUUGGGCUCAUCACCCGGCCUCUCUGGGCCUGUGUCCUCACCUGCAAAGUGGGAGUGGUUCGGGGGGUGGGGGGGGAAGUCCCUGAGACCGUUGGUAAGGGGAGCUUGGAACACAGUGCCACUCGGGCGGUGCCCCCUGCUGUCACUGCUCACAGUGGGGAGCUGUCCCCGGGCCCAGCUUGCACCUUCUGAGCCCCAGAUACUGAGCAGACCAGGUCACAGGUCAGAGAAGCAGGUGACUCCCUCACUCCCCUGGGAGAGUUCCACCAGCUCUGCCCAUCGGGGCGUCCCUGACCCCCCACGCCUCCUCCCCCCUGCCCUGCCCACACUCUGUCCCCUACGGUGCUGGCCGCCCUCCCCAGGACUGUACGUGCAGACGCAGCGAAGGCACAAGGGGAAAAGGUGCUAAGCCCUCUUCCCAGGGUCCCGAGGCCGUGGUGAUAGGGCUUCGUGGCCCUGCUCCUACUCACCUCUUCAGUAUGCCCAAGGAACCUACGGCCACCCGGAUUCCGGUGAUUUCGUAUUCAUGGUCUCUGGGUGUGCUGAAGUAUUUGCCUCCUCCGCUCCCGUACAUCUCUAGAUGGAUGAAGGGACGGGGUCAGGGAGAGGAGAAACCCAGACGCUAAUAUGUGGCUCAUCCCUGCCCCGGACCGGGUGCCGCCGUGCAGGGACACGGCAGGGUCCUGAGACUAGAGUCAGUCUGCGGUCAGGGCCGGGCCCAGACCCGGGGCCUCCCGGAGCACGCAGGCGAGGGUGGCCGCUGGGACCAGAGGGCGCACACCCGCCAGACUUACGCGCUGCCAAGCAGGUGCUCCACAGGAGGGUGAGUGUCAGCCUCAGCAGCAUGGCUUCUGGAAGGUGAGUCCCAAGGCCCCUGGAGAGAAGAGAAGGACUCGGAGAGGAGCCCCAUCCGGCCCGGCCAGGCCCCGUCGAGGGGCGCAAACACAGCCUUACCUGGCGGGGAGAGUCCUGUGGCCCAGUCCCGGUCCUGCGGAGUCUUGCUCCUGGACACUCCGCCUGGCCCUAUAUACCCUCCCCGUCCCUGUGGGCCUCCGUCCAGAAGGAAGGAACAAGGGCCACCGGGGGGAAGAAGGAGCUGGGCGGUGGGGGCUCUUCCUGGGGGAAUCCCAGAGCCAUUCUGCAGGAGCCUUCCGGACACGCUGUGUUUAUUGUCUCGGCCCCACGGCCUACACAAACAAGAUGGGACAGUGACAGGUUUUGUCUGUCGCUUCUGGGUCUCUCUCCCCAGCACGUAGACUAGAGCUGCACUUCAGACGUGGGGCGCUUUGCUGAGAGCCCUCCCCAGCUGGGCCAGAAAGGUGUCCACCCCAUGGGGGAGCUGCCCUCUGGAAGCCCACAGAAGCUCCCUGGGGCCCGGGCGUCCCUGCGUGGUGCACAACCCGGCUCAGGACCUUAUCCAGGCCCGCGUGGAGCCUGCGGUCCCCUGGGCUUCCCCGGGCUCAGGCUGAGCUCCCUGUGACCCUCGGAGAGCUGGGCUGUGUGCCUGGUGCCAGGUGGGAGAGACCCCAGGGGCUGGCCCUCCACGGCCUGUCACCUGGCAAACAGCGCCAGUGUUUGCUUUGUGCAGGGAACGUGUGUGGCUGGGACGGGCUGGCCUCAAGGGGCCUCAGGCGGACCGGACGGCAGAGGUGACGGACUCAGGCACGGAUCGGGGAGAGGGGGGUUCUCCAGGCCAGUGCCCCCAACGGCCGCUGGGGUCAGGCCGGGGUCAGGCUUAGCCGGGAGGUGACGGUACUUGUCCGGGGCUGGGGUUCUGAGGCCCCUGCUGCUGCCACCGGUCCAGGCUCCCUGUGACGGGUUGGAGCUGAGGCCAUCAGGGCCUCCACCCUUCGAGAAAAACCACCGGGUCGCGGUCAUCAACUCGGGAGGGGGCGCUGGAGCCACACGGCGUCCAAAUCUCAGCUUCCCUGCUUCCUGGCAUCCCGUCCGGGGACCUCCCGUCACCCGAGUGCCGCGAUUGUGCCAUCUGAUGUCUGUGCAGGGGCCCAAAGACUCACGCGUACCGCCAGGCGUACGGGGUGGUUCUUGGCCGCCUCCUUUGAAAUUGCAGAAUAUCAGGAAAAACACGCUGGUGCCUUUGGUGACGAAUGACAGACGGGACAGUGUCGUCAGCGGUGGAGUUCUACACGGGCACGAAGAAGGCAUGGGGCCGCUCCCGCGGCACUGCUCCUCGGCCCCAGGAACCAGUCUCGGUAGAAAGCAGGGUGUUGGGGAAGGCUCCAGUAGGUCACAAGAAAAGGGGUGCGAAGAAUGGCCUCGCGUGUGCGCUGACCCGCUCUGGAAGGGCCGCUCACCUCACUGGGAUCGCUGGGAUGGUGGUACUGGAGGGUGGGGGGGGGGGGGCCCGUCUACCCGGCACCUCCUGCAAUUACAGCAGGUGUCUGGGCCAGGGGUUCGCGGACUGAGGCCCGAAGGCCCCAUCCAGCACGCCCGCCCCGCCUGUUUUAGCGCGGCCCAUGAGCUAGAGCGCUUUCUCCGUUUUGAAAUACUUAGAAAACCAUUGAAACGAAGAGUAGCACGCGAAAAUUCUACGGCAUUCCAGUGCCGUUGCCCGCAGAUAACGUUAGGAGCACACAGCCAAGGCCAUUCAUUUGUGUAUCGUCUGGGGCUGCUGUCACCCCACAGCAGCAGAGCCGAGCAGUUGCGACAGAGACUUUGUGACCCGGAAAACCUAACACGUGCGAUCUCGGGCCCUUCACCCACAAAGUCAGCCGAUCCCGGGUGGGUCCCCGUUGCCCGCCCUGGAGCAGAGGCAGCCUCGUCCACAGCCAUUCCCAACCCGCCUUCGGAGCCCCUCUCUGCUCUGGCCUUGGCCCUUCCUUGCGGCCCUGCACCCGUCUCCCUCGGGAGGCCCCUUGGGGCUCAGGCCCCUGCUGACUCAGGUUGGGAGGUAAGGGCUCCCCGACCCGUCCUCCCAAUGCUCUCGCCGCUCCCAGGGGCAGUCAGGCCCACAGACGGGGCAGGCGUGGGGCGGAGGGCACGGGCAGCUGAGCCCGUCCACAGGCCCCCAGAACCUGCAGGGGGGGGGGGCCGGGGGCGCAAUAGGCCCGGGCGCCCGGCAGGCACAGCUCUGGAGGAAAGGCCUGGCGGCCACACAAAGGGGACUCUGUUCUGAUCCUGCCACAGCCGCUGGGCGCUGUCGAAGGUUUUGCUGCCAAUUCACGUGCCAGGCUGGCUGGGCUUCGCGCCCAGAGGAGGGUCCGUGUGGACCGGAACUCCGGGAAGCACCACCUGGGGUGGGGGCUGGGAGAAGAGCCGGCCGCUGCCCAGACGACGGGGGUGACAGCACGGGCCCGAAAGCGCACGCAAGGUGCGCGUUCAGAGUGCGUGAACGUGCGCUCACAUACGGAUGCGUCCUCCCCACGCACCGGGGUUUGCACACGGCCCGCACACACACACACACACACACACACACUCGUGCACACGUCUUUCAGAAGGUCAGCCCUGCCCCCUCAGCUACCUGCCCAGCGCGGCCCUGGGGAGACUGAACACACGCCCUUUGUCCCUGGGGGUGGGGGCAUUUGCAAGGCCGUGACCUCAGCCUGCCAGGAGCGGGACACGGGGACUUCUUGCAGCAGGGGUGGGAGGUUGAGUCCGAUCUCCCGGCCCUCUGGUGCGGGGCCGGGGGGCACCGCUCUGUGCCCGCAGCCUGAGGCACAGAGGACGAGAAGGCCUCAAUGCCCGCUGAUGCCACGCUCCGAGCUGAGCAUUUUUCUCCACUCUGCCCGGAGAAGCUGAGCGCUUUUGGUGGAACGCCGGGACACCCGAGCGCACGUUUUGUCUCCUCUUUUAUGGGAUUAAAAUCGCGCUAGUGCGAGUGUAGAAACAAAGACGGACCAUCCCCAAGCGUCAACUCCAGGGGGGGCAGGACAUCCAGGCUCCGAUUCCCCGAGGCCGUCCUGGCACACGUGUGCGUGACCCGGUGCAUCGGUCGGCUGCGGCUGCUGUGACAAACAGCACGUCACCUCCCUCGGGCCUCGCCUCCAAGGGCCAUCGCGCUGAGGGUGAAGGCUUCCGCACAUGAAUGGGGACACGCACACGCAGUCCACAGCCCUGGUCGCCGUGUACCCGAGACUCCCCUGGGGCUGGCACCCCUCCCCCACUGCUCUCCUGACCUCCUCCCAGGGCCCUUCCCGCUGAUGGCACCGCUGACCUUGUGGGCUCAGCACGCUGCCGGCCCCGGGACGUCGCUGCUGCCCGAGCUUCCGACCCGCCCACGUUCUGAGCCUGCUCUCUGCUGCCUGUGUGCCGCCACUCCGGGCCUCCGUCUCUUGCUCUGUGGACGGGCCCCUAACGGAUGCCCCUGCGUGAGGUCGUGAGGCAGAAGAGGACAGUGUGCGGGUCUCAGCAAUCUGUCUGUGUUCCUGAGGACGCGGUCAGAUGGCGCCCCCUGUCCCUUUCGGUAUCAGGUGCCGGGGCCCCAUCCAACUGGUUUUUGAAUCACGCGCUCGGCUCCUUCCCCAGGAUGGUCGAGCCCUCCCUGUGUGGGCUGCCGAGGGCAGGAGCCCCGUGGGGGCGUCUCUGGGCUGGGGGGCCGCCUCCCGAUAGCGAGCGGACGCCAUCCACACCGCACCCACGGGAGGGCCCGGAGCUUCCCAAGACCAUGGCUCUCCACCAAGGACAGGGGGUCCGAGUGGACCCGGGCAAGCUAGAGUCUUCCAAGUAUAAAGUCAGCAGACAUUCUCUCCAACGUUUUACUACGCAAAUAUUGGAGCCUGUUACAAAGUGGAAAGAUUUUCACAGCCGACGCCUGACCUACUCACACUCGGCCAAUUACCAUGUUAUUGUUUUUGCCCCGUCGUGUCAGUGGAUGUCCGUGUGACCGGCCGGCCACCCCGCCGCGGGGUCCCGUUCUGGAUGCACUGAAACAUGACAACCUCAGCUGCAGACCAGCGCCCCUCCUCUCAGACACCACAUCACGCGUGUCACGAAGGAGACCUUGUAUGGUGCUACCCCCCCCCCACUUUGAAGUACGGUUUUCAUGCAAGGGAAUCACAGAUCUGGAAGUGUCUAUUCAUGGGGUUGCGACAGACGCACGUAGCCCUCUCAGCCAGGCCUCUUUCCGGCCACAGAGCGCGCCGUCGCCCCGGAAAGCUCCCUCCUGCUGUUCCCCACCUGUCCUCUCGCCACCGGGCAAGCCCGGCCACAGCAGACAUUCUUGACCUCGUGCCGGUGUAGGCGCAUCGAGGGGACUAUCCACUGUUUAGGGAAAAGAAUGGGUGAUGAAAUUAAUCUGACCAGGAGCUCCCAUGGUAGGUUGAGUUCAUUUAAAUACGCACCAGUACAUACCUGUGGGAACCCUGGUCCCAGUGUGAAUACAAAGUCACAAAAGUUAACAACCUUUGCACCAACGAGGACGUGAGGAACAAGAUCGGGAGGGACAACACCGGCUUCCCGAGUGUCCUAACAAAUGACCACGUCUGGUGGCUCAAGACAACAGAAAUGGAUCCUGUCCCGGCGCCGGGGGCCGGGGGCCGGCAUGCAGGCACCUGCUGGCCGCCGCGCGCAGCCCAAAGUCUCUGCAGAACGUUCCCUGCUUCUCCCAGUUGGUGGCGGGCGCCUCUUGGCUCCUAGCUGCACCCCCCGAGCUCAUCUCUCCCCCCGCCCCACGGGUGCCGUUCCCCCGUGUGUGACUUCUCUUUUUCUCUCUCCUGACAGCUCUUAAACUGCUUUCUACCCAAGAUAAUCCCAAGAUCUCUACCUUGAUCACGUCUGCAAAGAAAGGCCCUGUUCCCGAUACGGUCACAUCCGUUGUCCUGAGCGGACAUAUCCUUUUGGGGGGCCACAAUCUAACCCGUUACAGGGCAUCAACCGGUCAGCCUGAGGCCUACCUGGGAGCCUCUCCUGAACCCCAGACCCACUGCCCCCGACGUGCAAGUGGCCAGAACCCCACCCCCAGGCCCCCUGAGGCCCUGGCCCCCAUCCACCCAACUCCAUCUGCCUCUCUCCGGUGAGAGGCCCCUGCCGUACAGCUGGGGCGCAACUCUCUCAGAGAAUCAUUCUCUUUGUAAACAUCUUGCUGUUCUCUGGAGUCUGGAGGUGUCUGGGGGGAGCAGGCACGUGUGUGUCCAGGUCCCCGCCCGGCCCCACCCUACCUAUGCUUCCUCCUGCCUGCCCUCGAACCUGCCUUUCCAAACAGACUUCUGGAACAGUGUUCGAUCAGAAAAACGGCUAUUUCCAGAGGGUGGGGUUUAGGACCUUUUUCGACUUCUCCCCUGUCCUUUGUAUGGCUUUGAUUUCUUUGGGUAAGACUGGACCGCUCCUACAAAAACAAAAUGAUGACAUUUUUAAAAAUUGGGAUGCUUUUUUUUUUUAACCUAUAAGCUUACCAAGGCCAUAGAAGUGGAAGCCCUCAGCGUCAAAAACACUGUAGGAAAUAGGCCCCUCUUACUGUGUUGGAGUCUUUCUCGUGGUUUAGAAACCUUUGAAAACAGGAAGCCUGUGUGACCAAAGCACCCAUGGAAAAGUUAGCCUAAGAAAUGAUUAGGAGGGUGCACCGAGAUUUAUAAAGAUUUACAUGGAGGUGCUGUUCUAUUUUUUUUUUAACCUCACGUAUUUAUUUCAGGGAGAGAGAUAGUGGGGAAGGGGCAGAAAGAGGGAGAGAAAAUCCCAGGCGGGCUCUGCCCGGACACUGCUGAUGCAGGGCUCGAACUCAGGAACCAUGAGGUCACGGCCAGAGCCGCAAUCAAGAGUUGGACGCUCAACGGACUGAGCCACUCAAGCGCCCCAGAGCUCUUUUCACAAACAAGUCUGGUUCCGCAAUCACAGAGCCACUUGGCCCGUGAUGGUAAACGGCCGUCCCGGCAGCGCAGCGGCGUUUGUCAGGCGGGAACCAGCAGCCCCGGGCAGCGUGUGACACAUCUUCAAGCUCCCGACCGACCGCGGCUCCUGCACAGGAAACCAGCCUGCUCUGUGGGCAGACGCUCUGCGUGCGAGGCUUUGCACCUGGCCUUCAGACCGGGGCAGGGACAGACCUCCUGGGGGCGGAGAGAAGGGGUCCGACACAGAGGCUGCUCAGGCUGGACACGGAAUGGGGCACACGGCAACGGGAGGCAGGGGGCCAGGGUCCUCCUCCCACGGAAACAAGUGUGUGCAAACUGUGUUUCAGGCACCUGAGGUCCCCUGCACCCCUGCAUUUCCGUGGGCCUGCUCGGUGAGCAAACAUCCAACGAGGAAGCAGCACUCGGUGCCCUUCCGUCCCCUGCAGGGAGCGCCAGGCGGUGUGGACGGGGCGGCCGCAGCUCGCCAGGUGCCCCCUUGUGGCAGAGAGGGCACACGGCGGAGACAGGAGCUGAAAGACCAGAAGCCACCUGAUCCCGGGAUCCUACAGGAGGGGGCAGAGGGCGGGACUGCCAGAACCCAGCUGGGCCCAGAGACACGGGGCAGCUUCUCACACGUCUCUGGUGAAUCUCCCCAGUCGAGGGUUCCACGGGAACCCUCAGUUCACUUCGGGAA
Acinonyx jubatus (cheetah) is the source of this 8187-nucleotide messenger RNA. RefSeq lists its product as uncharacterized. The coding region runs from base 2702 to 3847 and encodes 381 amino acids. The record is from RefSeq and is a predicted model, not a curated record. NCBI's taxonomy places the organism in Eukaryota, Metazoa, Chordata, Mammalia, Carnivora, Felidae. The transcript has 2 exons.